CGGAGGCGGAAGAGCAUGAAGGUGCUGCAUCGCUAUGAAAUCGACCGUCUACAAAGCAACCGCGACUACGACGGGGCCGGGCUUACUGGAGCUUGGCCCGAAGGAAGAGGAGGAGCUGCCGAUGCAUCUUCACCAGCCUCCGCCUCCCCGGCAGAACCAGAUAGGCCCCAAGGCCCGGUCUAUCGUUCCAGUGGCUGCGGCUCCCGGACAACAGGAAGGUGGUGGCAGUGGCUGCUGUUGGGGCGGCCUAGUGCCCUCGCCGUGCCCGACAGGCAGUAUUCGCCAAUUGGGUGUGGGCGAUGCUGCCGGUAGCUCCCGCCCCUCCAAGUACCAGGCGGUGCUGCCCGGACACACCGCUGCUGCUACCGCCACCAAAGACGGCAAGCGCGGCGGUUCCCACGCCGGGCCUGGAGGACCUCCAGUGUCUCUCUCGCCGCCGCCUCCGCCGUUACUGUCGUCGGCUUCCGCUACGGCCGAACCUGGGCAGCCUCCUCCACCCCCAGCAGUGGCAUCCGGGGGUUCUCCGGUUUCAUCGGAACCAAGCGGCAAGUGGAAAAGUGCUAGUAGUAGCAGCAGCACCGGGAGCGGCGGCGGGAACAGCCUUCGGAAAAGCCCCAUGGGGGCCGGCGGGGGCAACUCCAGCCAGGCGGCCUGCCUCAAGCAGAUCCUACUCCUCCAGUUGGACCUUAUCGAGCAGCAGCAGCAACAGUUGCAGGUCAAGGAAAAGGAGAUCGAAGAAGUCAAAGCCGAGAGGGACACACUUCUUGCUCGAAUUGAGCGUAUGGAAAGGAGGAUGCAGUUGGUGAAGAAGGACAAUGAGCGUGACAAACACAAGAUAUUUCAAGAGUAUGAAACGGAAGAAAAAGUUGACUCUGAUAUACCAGAGAAGUUGCCUAUAGAAUGCCCACCACCAGAACUCCUGGAGACUUCCCAGCCGCUGCCUUUGAAACAUUUCCCAUGUGGAAGAAAUGGGAAGGGUCACAAACGAAAAUCUGCAUUUGGAAGUGCCGAGAGGAAAACUCCAGUGAAGAAGCUGGUAACUGAAUUCUCAAGAGUCAAAUGUAAAGCUCCAAAGGUUUCUCCAUUAAAGGAGGAACCCAGUCGUUCUUUAAUGGAGUCAAUAAGCAGACGUGAACUGCGAAGUCAGGAGACUCCAGAGAAAACACGAUUAUUGGUGGACACACAGUUGAAGUCUUCGACUCCAUCGAAAGGACCUGGAUGCCAUUCAAAGGACAAAGGCUCCUGCAGUGAAAUUGAAGAUUUGCCGUACCUUUCCACCACUGAAAUGUAUUUGUGUCGCUGGCAUCAGCCAGCUCCUUCUCUGUUGCGAGAGCCUUCUCCCAAGAAGGAGGAGACUGUAGCAAAAUUUAGAUGACAAUGUCUUUUCCAAACGACAUGCAAAGUUGGAAUUGGAUGAGAAAAGGAGGAAAAGGUGGGAUAUUCAGCGUAUCCGGGAGCAAAGAAUUUUGCAGCGACUGCAACUUAGAAUGUAUAAAAAGAAAGGAAUUCAGGAAUCGGAGCCUGAAGUUACCUCAUUUUUCCCAGAGUCAGACGAUGUUGAAAGUUUGCUGAUCACCCCAUAUUUGCCUGUUGUAGCAUUCGGCCGACCAUUACCAAAAUUAACCCCACAGAACUUUGAACUGCCAUGGCUGGAUGAACGAAGCCGUUGCCGGCUAGAAAUGCAAAAGAAACAGACUCCUCAUCGGACAUGCAGGAAAUAAAAGUAUCAGACUAGGAGAAAUCUGUCUUUGGCGAUUGGCCUGUGUCAUUUGCUGCAAAUGGCAGAGAACAGGACAUGUUUUGUUAUGUCUUUUUCUUCUACCAUCCUCCAUGAUGUAUAUUCUUGUUCAUUAUAAAUAUUUUUUAUGCUUACACUUUUCCCCCUUGGGUUUUAUGUUCACUUUUUUCAUUUUUUUUCCUUUGCUUGGUAGAAAAUAUUGGAGGUUUGUGUUGAGAGAAUAAGGUUAACAAUUUAUGGUAUGCCACCUCUGCUGAGCUGUAUUGGAUAACUGCAACCAGUACAAUCCACUUUGGGGGAAGGGGUUGUCCAUCAUAGAGCAACACAAGACACUUCAUUUGACCUAUUGCUUCUAACUGCUGUUCUAUAAAGCAUCCACAUAUUGUUUCAUGUAUUUUCUCCUGCCCCAGCUUUUUAAUGAGUUCUUUUCAUGCCUUCUGAUUCAAAUUACAAUUACUAAUCAGGUCUUGAAUUUGUAAUACUGAAUGCAGGCAGUUCUAGUAGUGAAGAGCUGCAUGUCUUCACAUCUUUGUCACAGUUCUGAUAUGUAAUUUGGCAAAAUCCAGAAAUAACCAUGAAAUGCGAGUUUGUCUCUAGAUGUUUUUCUGUUUUGUUUAACCAAAUAUCUUGUCAAAACUGUGAAACAAUUGUUACUGUUUUUUUAAAAAAUUGACAGUUUGGGUUUCCCAGUGGAAAUAUUGAGAAGUAGCUUAAACUUCAAUUUGUGAUUGUUUUAAAGUUUGGCACUUUUUAAAGCCAAUCAUAGUCCUGUAACUUUUACAGUAAGUGGAAAUCAAUACUGUCAUCUUUCCUGAGUGUAGGGAAUUCGUUUGUAAAAUCGCAUGUCCUUCUGCCUGAUCUACAUCAUUUUUGGAAGCUGCCUUUGUUUGUGUAUUGCCUGCUUAAUGGGAAUACUGAAACUUUUUUUUCCAAUGGCUAAAAUUUCUAGAUAAAUGGAGGUUUCAGUUUCUUGAAUUGUAAAAAUAAACCCUAAAUAUAAUUUUCUGCAUCAUUUAUGGAGGACACAAAAAUUGUUUCAUUGUCCAUUUUAAUUUCCAGGUGUUUCAGGACAGUUGUAGUCACACUUCUGGGCAGUUUUCCCUGGGAAUUUAAAGUACUAUUUUUUCCACCAAAGGUAGCACACUUAGUAUGAACAUUGUUAAAAGUUAUAUUCUAUGACUUGAAAUUAAAAUCACAAGAACAGAUCCUCUUUUCUGCCAUGUAGUCUAUUGUAGUUGAAGUAGUGCAAAAUGUUUGCCUGAUUUUGUUUUAAAUAAGGCUGUAUUUGGAUCUUUUGCUUUUUAGCAUGCCAGCAUGCAUCCAUAAGUGGUUAUUUUUUGUCCCCUGCCAAGUACAAGCGUGGAUGUUUCAAAGAAGCAGGUUUUUGGUAGAAGCUUCUUGAAGACAAUGUUGAUUUUAAAACUUGAUCUUGCUUUUUCUAAAGUAAUUAGAAAUGUGUCACAUGAUCAAUUCUUGAAUCAAUAUUCCAUUUUCAGAACACAGUGUUUUUGUUUAACCCACAAUAAGACAGUUAUCAGAAAUAAUUCAAUUUGUAUUCUGAAUAAAACAGCAUAUUAUCUCUUCCCUUCCCUCAAUGAACAGAAUGUUGACUCAGAAAGACUUACAAUCAGUUAUAAUACAUGCAUCAUAAAAAAGAUGACUAGGCAUAUGGAAAUAGGUAGGGUUUGUAGAAACAGUUUGCAGUGGAUGUUAGCUGGGAAUGGGCUGGAGAAAAUAGUUUCCCACCCUGUAGAGAGUUCAACAUUUGAAACUCUGUUAAUGAAAAAAGCCAAUGCAAAUUAUAUCUGGUUUUUUAAAAACAAACAUUUUAAAACCAACUUUAUAGUAGUUCUAAAAACUGUCUAUAAUUCGCCUUCCCUUGUUUUUCCGCCCUUUCAAAUGUGGUUGUCUGCAAAUGCAUUCUUUUUAUACCAUUUUCAAUAUGUAAAAUCAGUUGUCUUGUAAAUAACUUAUAAAGAAAAAGUUUGUAAAUACCAAAUUUGUGGCUGUUAAUGUUCUUUUUUUGUUUCUAAAUUGUUUUGCUUUGUUCAUUUAGUUUAAACAGUGUUAACAAGGAGUAUUAAAAGAGAAAUUCUGCUUGUAUGUUUAAACAAAAUUGAAAUAAUUUUUUUACAAUAAAAUGUAAAGAAUAUUAA
Molecule: messenger RNA, 3894 nt
Organism: Thamnophis sirtalis
Lineage: Eukaryota; Metazoa; Chordata; Lepidosauria; Squamata; Natricidae
Source: RefSeq, a predicted model, not a curated record